Molecule: messenger RNA, 2256 nt
Organism: Dermacentor andersoni
Lineage: Eukaryota; Metazoa; Arthropoda; Arachnida; Ixodida; Ixodidae
Product: endothelin-converting enzyme 1-like
Biological process (GO): protein processing
Cellular component (GO): plasma membrane
Molecular function (GO): metalloendopeptidase activity
Source: RefSeq, a predicted model, not a curated record
AUGGAAGCUAAGGAAGAAAAGCAACCCGAGGAAGUCAAGCCCGAGAGGGAAGUCGCUGAAAGCGAAGAGGUUCAGCAGCCCAGGGAAGAGCUGAUCCUCUCGGCGAGUGCUAUAGCGGUGCUCGCCUUCGAGGUGACCGUGAUCGCUCUCGUAGUCGCGUACAUCCUGAUCACCACGCCGAGCAGGUCGCCGUUUGUGGAGUUCAUCGAGCCCUGCCUCAACCUGAGCUGCUUCCAGCUCGACCUGGAGCUGCACACGUCGAUGAACCUGUCGGUGGACCCGUGCGCGCACUUCUACCAGUACACGUGCGGCCAGUGGGGCGACCACCACCAGGGAUUCACGGACCAGUUCGACCUACUAGAGGCUAAAGUCUCCAGCUUGGUGAAGCACCGUCUGAUGGAGGAGGCAAAGCUUGCGGCUGGAGGCUCCUCUCAUGCCACUGACCAAAGUGCUGCGCACUACCUGUCGUGCGUAGACGUCUACUCUAAACAGGGCGACACGUCGUCGGUGAUUAAAGAGCACGUGUUCUCGAAGCUCGAGGAAGGUUUCACAGACCAAACGAAAAAGGUACCUUCGUCACUGCAAGAAACGCUCAACCUCCUGGUACACCUGUCGCUCGAUUGGAACUUGGGUAUUCUCGUAGACUUGAUGAUCGCGCCGUUCCACAACAGCGCGGCGCAGCAACAACAAGCGCAGGACAAAAUAAUCAUGCAUAUCGAUUACAGCGAUAGCGUCCCGCUGUGGAAAAGACACAAGGAGAGGUUUCUUACGCCGGAAAAGCUUACGCGUUGCUUCCUAGACUUCUCGAGCUUGUUUUCGAGCGGCGACGGGAAGGACGUUGAUGUAGCGGAACUCGUCAAGGUCGACGUCUCCCUUUCCACAAAAUGGAGCCUCGCGUCCUCCUCUCCAGAAAGAAAGCCAAAGUACAUUCAGGUAAAAGAUAUACCUUCUACGAAGCUGAAAGCUACGGACUGGCUGUCGGCGCUUAACGGGCGCCUUCCCCAGGACGCACAGCUCACCGAGGAUAGCGACUUAUACGUAGGCGACUUCGGAAUGUUUGCCCUCACUGAAGAGGUGCUCUCGGAAGGCGAGUUCAAGCUCUUCUACGCACUCGUUAGGUUCCACGUAGCGCGACUCCUCGCGCCUUUCACUUCGUACAAGUUGAUGCUCUCCGUCCUGGGAAAUCUGCCCAAUGACACGGCUGCUUCGCAGGUCGUCACGAGAGAGUGCGUCGCCGCUGUUAACCGGCUCUUCCCGUUUGCAUGGCCGAUAUUCGUCUUCGGCGCCAACACCACGGGCGAGAAAAUGAAGAAGGUUCAGGCACUGUACGUGGAGUUGAAGGACAAGACGAAGACUGCUCUGUCUUGGCUCUCGGACGACGACCGGAAAGCCGCCGAGGCGAGGCUCGACUCGUUAAUCCCCAUCGUCGGUUGGCCCGAGAAAUUUAACGACCCGAACGAGCUUGGCAAGCUGUAUCCGCAAGUUCAGGAUAAAAAGGUCGCCUUCAUCAAGACUUACCUGACCUCCAUCGAAGCGCUCAACAGGAAACGCAAAUCCGACCUGGCCGCCGGCCAAGGCAGCACGCAGCCGGAAACUGAAGGCGACAAUCUUCGGUCUUUCGAAGCCACCGCGAUGUACUCCUUGCGGCGCGGCAGCUUGUACGUCUCGCCGGCCAUUUUGUUCGAGCCGUUCUUCGUUCAGGUGAGCGACGCGUUCACGUGGGGGUCCCUGGGCCACGUCCUGGCGCACGAACUCUGGCACGCUGCUUUCGGUGACUUCACUCUCGGCCUGUCGCCGGCGACGGACGUGGUGGUGGGCGCAACGCGCUUUAACAAGCACGCGUGCGUCUCCCAGGUCGUGCAGGAUGCCGGGAGCGAUGCCAAGACCGCGGCCUUCUCAGCACCCGAAGACUUUGCCGACGUCGCUGGUUUGCAGACUGCGCGUUCUUCCUUCGCCAGUAGCAGCGGCAGUAGCGAAGCGGGUGCUGAGGGUACCGCGGGUUUUACCCCCGAGCAGCUGUUUUACAUUGGCUCCUGCUUCAAGUGGUGCGCGCAAAAUGGCGACGCUCAUCCGCUCGGUUCCGCAGCUAACACGAAGCCGUACGUGCGAUGUAACGCUCCCAUCAUGAUGACCGCUGGCUUCGCUGAUGCGUUUGAGUGCCCCGUCGACAGUCCCAUGAUGAAAUUUCAAACGGCUAAGCGCUUCUGCAACGAAUCGAACUCGGGAGACCGCCCAGCUUCUCAAGCCAUAAAAUGA